CACGGACUGCCACAACCCACAAAUCACACAAUGGCUCCGGCGAGCCCAUCAGCACAAAACGAUGACUUUGACGAUGAUCUGGAUGAUAUACUCAAGGAUGUUAUCGAGCCUAGCAAUAUAGUUGAAUCCACCGAACCCCCCACCCAGCCAGAGCCAUGGAGGAAGAAUAAGAGCCAGGAUGCCGAUACCGGCUUGGGCGUCGACGAGGACAUUGUCAUAACCAAGAAGCGUCAGCCUGCACCAAAACUUGACGACCAGCGACUCCUGUCGGACCCGGGAAUUCCCCGUCUGCGUAGAAUUUCAAAAGAUCGCCUGCGUUUUAAGGGCAAGGGACAUGAGUAUGGAGAUAUUGCACGCAUGCUAAACAUGUACCAACUUUGGCUCGACGACCUGUACCCCCGCGCCAAGUUUGCAGAUGCCCUCGCCAUUAUCGAGAAAGUCGGACAUACAAAACGCAUGCAGAUUAUGCGGAAAGACUGGAUUGACGAAGGAAAGCCACGGCGUGCUGCGGACCGAGACAGCGACGAAGAGGAUAGGGCUGCAGAAGAGACGACUGUCCAGCAAACCACAGAGGGUAUGGAUGGCGUGCAGAGCGGCAUUGGCAAUGGUCUCGAACAGCAAAGAGGUGUGCAAGCGCCGGCAUCAGAUACGGCAGAACACACAGCAGGUGAUGGACCUGACGAAGACGAACUAGACGCUCUGCUAGCACAAAGCGAACAGCCCACUACUACACUUACAAAGACGCUCCCCACACGACCCAUGCCUACUCAGGAUGAUCCUUUCGCAGACGAGAUGGAAGCCAUGGCGGACAUGGAUGACAUGUGGGAUUGAGUAGAUGUGUGAAGCACCUCCAUGAUGUAAUUGCAUAGCGCGGCGUUUGACGAAUGUCUACGAGUUACGAUUGGGCCGCAUACGGACGAUAUCAUUUGUGUCAAAUUGUCAGCGCCGGCGCCAACAGUAAUAGAGUUUCGGCGUGUAUGAUCGAGCACGGUUCCUAGCGGCAACUGUACAUCUGCCUCGGAACCCAGGCCAAACAUUGAAAAAACUGGUUUCCGAAAGCGAGGCCAGUUUUUAUAUUCACCCUUGAAUCAAACAGGAACCAAAAUAGUCUGAUGGUACCCAACGAAAGUAGGGGUAAGAAGGCGACUGUAGAGAUUAGAAGAAGAAAAUAAGAACAAUUGACAGUAGC
Molecule: messenger RNA, 1189 nt
Organism: Bipolaris sorokiniana ND90Pr
Lineage: Eukaryota; Fungi; Ascomycota; Dothideomycetes; Pleosporales; Pleosporaceae
Exons: 2
Coding region: 31-831 (266 amino acids)
Biological process (GO): DNA damage response; replication fork arrest; replication fork processing
Cellular component (GO): replication fork protection complex; nucleus
Molecular function (GO): DNA binding
Source: RefSeq, a predicted model, not a curated record